This is a messenger RNA of Plodia interpunctella (Indianmeal moth), 3202 nucleotides long. RefSeq names its product Chromatin-linked adaptor for MSL proteins (gene Clamp). The coding region runs from base 219 to 1823 and encodes 534 amino acids. The record is from RefSeq and is a predicted model, not a curated record. Gene Ontology annotation, biological process: regulation of DNA-templated transcription. The transcript is spliced from 11 exons. Gene Ontology annotation, molecular function: RNA polymerase II cis-regulatory region sequence-specific DNA binding; DNA-binding transcription factor activity, RNA polymerase II-specific. Lineage: Eukaryota; Metazoa; Arthropoda; Insecta; Lepidoptera; Pyralidae.
UAUUUGUAUCGCCAUUUCAUUUCUGUCAUGAGAUGGAGAAAAUAUGUAAAGUUGUAAAGUGAGAUAGAUAUAAAAUAAUUUAAUCUUUAAAAGUGGAUUAAGUGAAUUGUUAAACUUUAUUAAUUUCAAUUGCACAUGAAAUAAAACAGGUAUUAUUUGAAUAAAAAAAUGAUAUAAGGUGAUCAUUAGUUUCCUGUGAAGCAGUGUUAUAAGUCAAGAUGUUUACCACUAACGCUGUGCAAACCGGCACUGUGCCGACUCUGCAGUACCAAGAGCAUCCGGCUCAGAAAGUGCAGGCUAAGAGCAUAGAGGCUGUUCAACAGAAAAAUGCACAGCAGACACAGCAAGGCCAACAACAACAGCAGGAAUUUCCUACGUUUUGUUACACAACCAAUGUCAAUAUGCUCAGCAAGAUUGGUACAGGUACAACCACUGGAGCUGGAGGAGUAGCAGGCAGUGUGAACAUUGCACAAUUAACUACAAGUGACGAUAAGACUUGUUACAUAGCACAACCAUUCUCAUAUAACUAUGCCCUGGUCAAUCAAAUGCAGAUUGCCCCAAAUGGCAUACAAAACACUAUAUCUAAUAUCAGCUUCAAAUGUGAUGUGUGUGGACUUAUGUUUGGUCACCUUAGUUUACUCAAUGCUCAUAAGCGAAUUCAUGCACAGGACACAGAUAGCAAUAUCACAGUGGUGGCAACAGGAGUUAGUGCUAAUAAUGAAGUUGCAAUGCCUCCUCACAUCCAGAUCAUGUCUUCCGACCCCAAUGAACAACAACAGCACCAUGUACAGAUACAGGACACUAAACCAGUGAUUAUUGACAAAGUUCAAAAGUGUAUCACUUGUGGAGGACCAAUAGCAAAUAAUCCUAAGAGAAAAGGACCAAAACUUAUUCGUUGUGAGAAUUGCAUUGCUCAAGACACUGUGGAUCCUAGAAGUAGUCAAAUGAAUUCCUCACAGAUAUUUGUUGCAACAGAGGAAAAUGUGAAAUUUGAAGUGAGUGGCGUGAGUGCAGGCCAGCCUACAACUGAUCCCCUGGGACCUACACAGACUAACCAACAAACACAGCAGCAGCAACAACAACAACAAAAACCUUUACCUGGCCAUCAUCCUGUGAAAAAAAGAAACUUAGCAUCAGUUACAAAAUGUCAGAAUUGUAAUGGUUCAGGAAUAAUAUUUGUUGGAGGAAAUAAAAAUAAAAUUAACCAAUCAAAUGUUGACAAGCCUUUUCACUGUAACAUUUGUGGCGGAUCAUUCUCUAGGUACUCUUCCCUGUGGUCACAUAAAAAACUGCAUUCAGGAGAGAAAAACUUCAAAUGUGGCAUCUGUGGUAUUGCUUUUGCAAAAGCUGUGUAUCUUAAAAACCAUUCUCGUAUACAUACUGGAGAGAAGCCGUACAGAUGUAAUACAUGUGGAAUGCAAUUUUCACAGUCGCCACAUUUAAAAAAUCACGAAAGAACACAUUCUGGAGAAAAACCAUAUGUUUGCGAGGUUUGUGACAAGGGUUUUGCAAGACAUGCAACAUUAUGGAAUCACCGACGCAUACACACGGGAGAGAAACCUUACAAAUGUGAAACAUGCGGGUCGGCGUUCAGUCAAGCAGCGCACCUUAAGAAUCACGCCAAAGUGCACUCCGGAGAGAAACCUUUCAAGUGCGACAUCUGUACGGCCGCAUUCGCUGACCGAUUCGCCCUCAAGAGGCAUCGGGGCAUACACGAUAAAUAUGGUCAAACUACACCUCUAGCUAGCCAAACAACUCAGAAAGCUAACAGUGAACAGCAGAAUGCGCAACCGGCAGUCGAGGUGGAACAACAAGCACUCUGAGUGUAGGGAUAUUUUUAAUUUCGUGCACCCCUUCAAAGCUAGGCUUAUCUGAAAUUACUGAACAUCCAUAGAAUAAGAGAUUUUGCAUUCAAAUUCGGAAAGGAAACCUAACCGUCCUAAAUUAUUAAUUUACUGUCACAAUAAAUUUUAAAUUACACUACAAUAUUUGUGUGUACAUCAAUUUUAUAGUACCUACCUAAAUUGUACGUGUCAAAAGCAACCUCUUAAAAUGGUAUUUCAGAUACAAAAUGAAUGCGGCCUUUUGUCCGAAUUUUAGACAUAAACAUGAAAGUACAUUGCAGUAUAAUAAUAUUCAAUAAUACUCCAUACAUUAUGUACUACUCAAAAAUAGGAAGCCAGAUAUGGCUUCCUAUUUUUUCUAUUCCUUCUAAAUAAAGGAGUAAACACAAGGUCUUAAUUAACACUGCCAUUAUUAAUUUAUUAUUAGCCCAUGUGGUAUUUGUCAGUAUAGGUACAUACAUGUUUUAAUGGCCUUAUUUAAUAUCAUUUUCAAAGUAAAUCCUGAUUGGCUGUGGAACUAACAUUUUUGUAUGCAUUUUUGUUUAUUUACAUGACCAAAUAGUCCUAAAGAUAAAUUGGAAAUUAUAUGCAAAAUAAAACUAUAACGAAGUGACCAGUUUCCUAACAAGAAAUAUUCUAUACUAUUUUUCUUCAAGCUUUUAAAUUAAUUAAUUUAAAUUUUGUACAGGCGUCGACCGCCACUGCAGACUUAAUUGAAUGGUCGUUGAUUCGGAUCUCCUGUACUCCUGUGUAUAAUUAAUUAUUCAUAAAGUAUAAAGUUUCGUAAACUAUCGCUUCAGGAAAUGUCCUUUUCCACUGACCACUCAAAUGUGUUGGCAAAUUAGUAAGAUCGUCUACAUAAAAUCUUCGUCUACUAUUUAUUAUCUGAUUGAAGAGUCACGCGAUAGGUCACGAUAGAACUUUAAACGUGUUUUUACAGAUCUGUAUUGAGAUAAAUGUAGUAAAAUGAGAAAGAACCAGUAACUAACGCUAGUCCAUAGUCCAAUACUGAGAAGGCGCGUGAUAAAGAAAAGUAAUAAACAAUUACUGCAUGUUUCCUGACAUCUUGAUGGAUAUUUUGGUCUGUAAAUUUCAAACAUCCUGUUGUAAUUUUUUACACUUGUAAAUAUUAGAUUAAUUUACCGUAGCAGCCUAUGUGAUUUAGUAUCAUAGCAUAUCUAUAUACUAAGUUAACUAAAAAGUUUUGUUAUUUAUGAUAAUGAAAUUAAGGUUUGAAUUUAUUACAAAUUACUAGCCUAUCUAAUCAAGAAAGCAUCAAUAAGAUGAAAUUUUGUAAGGUAGUUGUAAAUUUAUAAUAAAAAUAUUAGAAAUAUAGCGAAAUUUGUCUAAACUGUAAA